AUGUACCGCCUGGUGCGCCUGGGCCCGCUGUGGCCGCCGGCGGUGCUGCGCAGCCCCCCGCGCCGCCUCCCGCUCGUCCCCGUCCCCCGCGUCUUGGGCUGCGGCCCCCGCCUCGCCUGGACUGGUCUGAGCCCGCCGCUGCCCCUUGUAACGUUGCGAUCCGCCGCCGGCACCUCCGCUAAGGAUGCAAGUGUAUCCCCCGAAAAGGCAGCCACGGAUCCCAGUGGUGAAAACAAGAAACUCAACAAAUCCCAGCAACUGAAACAAGUUUUUAAAGAAUAUGGUGCUGUAGGGGUUUCAUUCCAUGUUGGAAUUUCAUUAGUAUCUCUAGGAAUCUUCUACCUGGCUGUGUCAAGUGGUGUGGAUAUGACUGCAGUCCUCUUCAAACUUGGUUUCAAUGAAUCAUCGUUGCAAUCUAAAAUGGCUGCUGGUACAAGUACAUUUGUGUUGGCAUAUGCUAUUCACAAAUUGUUUGCUCCAGUACGAAUCAGCAUUACUAUAGUUUCUGUGCCAUUUAUUGUCCGAUACUGCCGGAAGAUUGGUUUCUUCAAACCUCCUACCCCAAAUCCAUGAUGAUUUCUUAUUGGUUUUUACUCUGUUUUUUAAAUGCUCUAUAUCCGUGUAGCUUUUCAGAUUGCUAAAUGUCUUUAAAAGACUUAUUUGGAUUCAUGUUAAUGCUGACCUCCUCUUGCAUUUCCUACUUGUUCUUUCAGGUAAAUGUUACACUGUGAAAAGUGCUGUCUUUAUCUUCUUUCCCUUUUGCCGCCUCUUCUUGGGAAAAACACAUUGAAAUGGUAUCUGGUUUCCACUGUAAGUGGUAAUAUAAAUGCUUGACAAUGAGCAGUCUCUUUAGAACACACAGCUCUGGGUCUUUAUAAUCUAGCUUUUUGAGCCUUAAUUUUUUUUGUGUCAAAAUAGAGUGGCAGCAUUUGUUUAUUACUGUGUAGUUGGGAAACAAAGUAAGAUUCUCUUCCUAAUAGUCUGUGGAAUAAACAAUAUCCUACUAUAUGAAUAGUUCUUUUGGUAAGUGUAUGUAUAGGAAUCUAAGGUUGUAAGCAGGUGUUUCUUUUGUUAUAAAAGGCAUAUAUUUUGACCCCAGUCUUGCAAUACAACACACAUGCUUAAUUAUUACACGGUGAUAAUUGUUUUAGCCAGAAUAGGUGAUGCACUGUUCUGAAACUACAGCUCCUUUGUGGUGCUUCCAUGUUUCAAGAUUUUAUUGUUUGAAGAUGUGCUUUAUUUAUAGGCUAAGAACUGGCCUUACUGAAAGUCCUUUUUUAUAAUUUUUAUGCCUAUAGACUCAGACUGAAUCCUGAGUCUACUGAAAUCAGUAUAACCAGAAUUACCUCCUUUGUGAACAUAUUCCAAAGAUCAAGUCAGAGGCAAGGUAUCUGUGGGUGUGUAACAUAUUGACAUCUGGCUUUGUACUGGAGACACAUUUUUAUCUGAAAACUAACCCUAGCAGCUUUCUGCUCCUGUGGGUGAAACUGAAGUCUGCACCUGAAGUCCAGACAUCCCAGGAAUUGCUCCUGAGAAGCUAUGAACUGUACUUUUGUCUGACAGACUGUUGAAUGUACCAGUGAGAGGUGCUUUUCCUUUCCUUAUGUGGACACUGUUCUUAUUAGAAUGUAGUUGCACAUACAUAUAUUCACAUACCACUUUUCAGUUAACCUAAAAGACUGGAUCCCAAAACCAUGUAGUCAAUCUAAUGUUCUGUGGUAAACCUGGGUUUCAGAUUUAGGACAGUGCUUCUGUGAGAGAGCUGGUGGUCUUUUGGACCUGUUCCUCCUUCCAGGUCUGUUCUUUUUACAUUGUCUUUCUCUGUCCUUGUGCUUACUAACUCCUUUCCCAUUCAGAAAGUCCAACCCAUAGGUUGGUUGAAAGGUCUGAGGAUCCUCAGCCUCACAAGUGAGCAAGCAGCUUGUGCUCUGGGAGGAUGAGUUGCAGCCACAUAUGUCUUUGUACCUCUGAUUUACUCUUACAGUAAGUCUUACUUGGCUUGUCUUUUCUCCUGUUCAGAGAAGCUUUUCUGUGUUGUUUUUUUUUCCCCUACAUGCCCUCUCUUUGUAUCAGUUUAGGGCAAUGUUCUGUUACUAAGGAUAACAAAAGAAUUCCAGAUAAUCACAAGGCAUCCUUGUUUCCUUCAUUUAAUCAGUCAUUUCUGAUAAGUAUGUUUGUCCUACAGUUGAUAGAGGAAUAUUCAAGCUUUUUCUUUUUCAAAAAAAAAAGGUUUCUGUAAAGCAAGAAUCAUUUAAAGCAAAUGCACCUAGAAGUUAAAGUCACCAGCACUAGAGAUUUUCUUGCAGUAAAGAAACACAGCUUCAUUUAAAUUAUGACCAGAAUUCAGAUUACCUAUGAAGAUAAAUAUGGUUGUAUAAACUACUGGUAAUUUGUUUGUUUAGAUGAAGUUUUUUUGCAAAGUAUAUUUUAAAUUAAUAUUUUGAAUUCUAGAAUCCUUGCUUGUAAAAGGAUCAUUUUUUA
Molecule: messenger RNA, 2481 nt
Organism: Gavia stellata (red-throated loon)
Lineage: Eukaryota; Metazoa; Chordata; Aves; Gaviiformes; Gaviidae
Gene: MIMS2
Product: family with sequence similarity 210 member B
Exons: 3
Coding region: 1-573 (190 amino acids)
Cellular component (GO): mitochondrion
Source: RefSeq, a predicted model, not a curated record